AUGUCUCUCCAACUGCCGUUCAAAACCGGACCUGCUCUGCCACACACCACCCGUGAGGACGCCAACAGUGUCAUGCUGAGCGACCUGGGCCUGGCCCGCCGUCUCCGCGAGGUGACGGGGACGCUGAACCAAACCACCACUUCCGGCCCGACCGACGACACCAUCGUUGAAGCCGAGGGAGAAAAGCUGCCCAAGGUCAUCAGCUACCGCAAAAAGCUCCCCCAGCAGCCCCUGCCCGAUCGCGAUAAUGCCAUGUACGAUGAGGAGCACUUUGCCUCGACCAAAUACCGGCUAGCGCUGAUGCGACGAAACGUCGAGUUCCACCAGACGUUCAAGCAAUUGGACUUGACCGACCGGUUGUUGGACGACUACAGUUGUGCCAUGCUGCGGGAAAUCUUGUUACAAGGGCGGCUCUACAUCCUGGGGAUGUAUGUGUGCUUCAACUCCAACUUGCUUGGGUGGGUGACCAAUCUUGUGAUCAAGAUGGACGAAAUCGUUAACAUUGAGAGGAAACUGACGGCGGGUUUGUUUCCUAAUGGCAUUGCCAUUGACACAGAGAAUAACAAGUACACGUUCGCCAGUUUCAUUCUGCGUGACGCCACUUUUGACCUCUUAGUCACUGCCUGGCACUUAGCCGGAGGUCCACCAAAACGUUUGAUUGACACUUCUAGCAGCAGUACCGAGUCGGCUGCUACUGCUAACAGCGAACCGAAACUGCCGCGAAUAGAAAACUACCUCAUGCUGUUGGACGGCGACGACAACACCACCACCAGCGACGAGCUGAUGAUGCUGGCUCCUGACACGAAAACGCGCAAGUUCAACAAGACGUGUGGCUUCAGCAAUCACGGUCCCGAUACUCACGCCCCCACUGAACCUGAAGUUAAGCCGAUUGAUAAGGAGAUCGUGUUAUUUGACGAGACGAUCGAUGCCCCGUUGGGAGUGACGUUUGCCGUGCUCUUUGAUCAAAACAACACCUUCCACCGCCAGUUUCUUGAAGACCACGACGGGCUGGAGUUUACGGAGUACUCAGCGUUUGACCCCGAAACCAACACCCGCUCGUACACUUACCAGAAAGCCCUCAAUUACAGCAUUGGUCCCAAACUGACGCGGUGCGAGGUGGUGGAAACGAUCUAUAACUUGGACUACGAUAGCUACAUCGAGGUGGAGCUGGUUACUCGCACUCCCGAUGUCCCGCUGGGGAACUCCUUUGCUGUGCACACCCGUUAUAUUUUAAGUUGGGGCGACGACAAUUCCACUGAUUUUCGACUCCUGUUCUAUAUCAAGUGGACUGGAAGCUCGUGGAUCAAAGGAAUGAUUGAAAAGCUGUCGUUAUCUGGCCAACAGGCGGCCGCCGAUGACUUAUUGAAAGCAUUGCGCAAGGAGAUUGACCAAGACACUUAUGUCACCGGUGCUGCUGAUGAUUCUGGUGCCACUAAACCGCUGGCAGAUACGGCCAAGGAGUCGGAAAAGGCCACCGCCCAACCGUCACGUCACGUCACCACCACCACUACUACCGUUCGCCACGAGCUCUCGGGACCGUUGUUGGCGGCAUUGACGCUUGUGGUGUUGAUGAUCACGGUGCUCCUUGUCAUAGAGUGGCAAAACUAUAUCAUGUUACGCGAAACGAUGAAACUAAUGCCGACGGAAAAGAUUCUCGUCAUGAGGGAAUGA
Diutina rugosa is the source of this 1671-nucleotide messenger RNA. RefSeq lists its product as uncharacterized. Gene Ontology annotation, biological process: intracellular sterol transport. The transcript has a single exon. Gene Ontology annotation, molecular function: sterol binding; sterol transfer activity. Gene Ontology annotation, cellular component: plasma membrane; mitochondrion; endoplasmic reticulum-plasma membrane contact site. NCBI's taxonomy places the organism in Eukaryota, Fungi, Ascomycota, Pichiomycetes, Serinales, Debaryomycetaceae. Bases 1 to 1671 code for a protein of 556 amino acids. The record is from RefSeq and is a predicted model, not a curated record.